GGAUAUAAAAAAAAAGCUGGCCAUUCAAUCACUAUGCCAGAAAAAAUAAAAAAAUAAAACGAGAUAAAGGGUCGUGUUCCAUUUAUUUGUGUGCUGGUGUUUGUUCUUUUCCUUUUCUUUUUUCUCCUCUACUUGUAUCUUUUUCACCAUGUCGAAGCAGAGAGUCGCCAUCAUCGGUUCUGGCAACUGGGGAUCAUGCAUUGCCAAAGUAUGUGCAGAAAAUGCACGCAAAUACAGUGGUGUUUUUGAAGAAGAAGUGCGAAUGUGGGUUUUCCAAGAAGAAGUCGAUGGAAAGCUGUUGACGGACAUUAUCAAUGAAAAGCAUGAAAAUGUUCGUUACUUGCCCGGUGUUAAACUCCCUUCCAAUAUCAAAGCCGUUCCCGACGUUCGCGAAGCCGCAGCAGGCGCCAACGUACUGGUGUUUGUAUUGCCGCAUCAAUUUGUCUACAGCACGUGUGAAAAGCUCAAAGAUGUUAUCGACAAGGAUUGCAAGGGUAUUUCAUUGAUCAAGGGACUGGAUUUUAGGGAUAAUAGUCUGCAUAUUAUUUCGGAAGGCAUUGAAAAGAUUCUGGGGAUCAGUUGCGCAGCACUGUCAGGGGCCAAUUUGGCACCUGAAGUGGCCGAAGAAAAGUUUGGUGAGACCACCAUCGCAUGCAAAGAUAUGGAUGAUGGUCCGCUCUUUAUGAAGUUAUUCCAUACACCCUAUUUCGAUGUGACCAUUAUUGGCGACUGGCGUGGUCUUGAAGUGUGUGGUGCUUUAAAGAAUAUCAUUGCUAUUGGUGCAGGCAUCUGUGAUGGAUUGAACUAUGGCAACAAUACCAAGGCUGCAGUGGUUCGUCGUGGAUUGAUUGAAAUGCGCAGAUUUGGCAAAACGUUUUUUGGUGGUGUUCACACUGAAACGUUUUUCGAAUCGUGCGGUGUGGCUGAUCUGAUCGUUACUUGUUCGGGUGGAAGAAAUCGAAAGGUAGCAGCGGCAUUUAUCAACUCUCACAAAUCAAUUGACCAAGUGGAAAAGGAAAUGCUCAAUGGCCAGAAACUGCAAGGCACUACCACGGCUCAGGAAGUCUACCACUUUUUGAGCGCGCGACAAAAGACUGAUGAUUUCCCCCUGAUGACCGCCAUCUAUCGUAUAGUCUACGAAAAUGCCCCACCAGAAACCAUUGCCACCAACCUACGCACUCACGUCGAUCUCUGAGCCUGAGAUCGGCGAACUUUUUCAUCUCCGUUGUUACAACAUCUUUUUUUUUUGUAUGUUACAUUUAAAACUUUUUUGAUAUCUUAACUAGUGACUAGUGGCGAGUACUGUUGUUGUUCGCAUAUUCUCUGCAAAUCAGCAAUGUUUUUUCAAGAAAAUAAACAUGCAUUCCUCGUUCCACAUCACGAGCCAUC
Radiomyces spectabilis is the source of this 1389-nucleotide messenger RNA. Its product is annotated as glycerol-3-phosphate dehydrogenase [NAD+]. Gene Ontology annotation, molecular function: glycerol-3-phosphate dehydrogenase [NAD(P)+] activity; protein homodimerization activity; NAD binding. Lineage: Eukaryota; Fungi; Mucoromycota; Mucoromycetes; Mucorales; Radiomycetaceae. Gene Ontology annotation, biological process: carbohydrate metabolic process; glycerol-3-phosphate catabolic process. Gene Ontology annotation, cellular component: cytosol; glycerol-3-phosphate dehydrogenase (FAD) complex. The coding region runs from base 149 to 1195 and encodes 348 amino acids. The record is from RefSeq and is a predicted model, not a curated record. The transcript has 5 exons.